AUGGCAAACAACGAUGAGCACACUCCCUUGCUGCAAUCUGGGGACACUGAGCAUGGUUCUCUUCUGUCAAACAACACCCUAACAAACCAUGGGUCAAGCCUCGCAAACGUGGAUCAUGAUUCUACACAGCUGAAUACAGGUCAGAUACUCAUGGGCCGGAACUUUGACCGGUCACCCAGUGUGGAGAAGGUUCAUCAGAUUGCAUUAAGCUGGAAGGAUAUCAAUGUCUCAGUGAGGGUGCCAAGCAAGAGAAAGUGGUGUCGAUCGAACGAUUCCGUUGAGCCGACUAAACAAGUUUUGAAAGAUAUAAGCGGUAUUGUUCACCCUGGUAGCUUGUUGGCUAUAAUGGGCGCAAGUGGUGCAGGCAAGUCUACUCUUCUGAACGUGUUGACUCACAGGAACACUAAGUCUUAUGUAUUCUCUGGCGAUAUACGUCUGAACGGCUGGAACGUUGGAGAUGGUAUCAAGAAUGUAUCCGCGUACGUCCAGCAAGAUGAUCUGUUCAUCGACACACUGACAGUGAGAGAGCAGCUGCAGUUCCGGGCUUUGUUGAGAAUGGACAGGAGAUUGGACAAGUCAGCAAGACUAGCCCGUGUCGAGGAAGUCAUUAUUGAACUGGGACUGACAAAUUGUGCAGACACCAGGAUUGGUACUCCUGGGGGAGGAAAGAAAGGAAUUUCUGGAGGAGAAAGAAAACGUCUGUCAUUCGCAUCUGAAGCUCUCACCAACCCGCCAAUAUUCUUCUGUGACGAGCCCACCUCAGGACUGGACACUUUCAUGGCUCAGAACCUGGUACACACUUUACAGGAGAUGGCAGAGAAAGGCAGAACCAUUCUGUGCACCAUACACCAACCCUCCUCGGACCUGUUCGCCCUGUUUAACAAAAUUCUUCUCCUUUCUGAAGGAAGAACAGUGUUUCUAGGAUCACCUGAUGGUGCUAUAGAAUUCUUUGAGAGGCAUAAUUAUCCCUGCCCAAAGAAUUACAACCCCGCCGACCAUUUUAUCUUCACGCUAGCUGUGAUACCCGGGCAAGAAGAGGAAUGCAGAAGAAAGACACAGGUCUUGUGUGAUAAGUUCGCCACCGGUACAGAUGCCAAUAGUAUAGCCUGGGAGACAGAAAACCUGAUCAAGACCGCCUGCGACAACAAAAAUGACCCUUUGCUCGAUGAGGUGGUGACCGGAGAAUCCAGAUAUAAAGCAUCAUGGCUGACUCAGUAUCGAUACUUGUUCUGGAGAAGCUGGAUUAGCGUUUACCGCGAUGUCGUUCUUUUCAGGAUCAGAAUCAUGCAAGCUUUUGUCCUGGGCGUGGUGCUCGGACUGGUCUAUCUGCAGCUGACCGUUGACCAAAAGGGGGUGAUGAACAUCAAUGGCGCAAUCUUUCUUCUCAUCACCAACACCUCGUUCUCAAACAUGUUUGGAGUCGUCAACUCAUUUCCUCACGAACUGGCCAUUUUUCUCAGAGAGUACGGCACGGGAUUGUACCGGGCAGAUGUGUACUAUUUCACAAAAUCGAUAGCGGAGUUGCCUGUAUUCUGUGCCAUCACCAUCUUGUAUACAACGGUCACAUACUGGAUGAUGGGUUUGUAUGCUUCUUGGGAUGCAUUCUUGAUUGCAACCGGAGUUUUACUUCUUACAGCAAACGUGGCUGUUUCUUUAGGUUACCUUCUGGCAACGCUGUGUGCAUCAGUUACAGUGGCUUUGGCUAUUGCUCCUCCAAUCCUCAUACCGUUCAUGCUCUUUGGCGGUCUCUUCGUCAACAACGGAAAUAUUCCUGUGUACUUUAUUUGGCUGCAAGCGCUUUCGUGGUUCAGAUAUGCAAAUGAAGUGCUAAUGGUCAAUCAAUGGCAGAACGUCCAUAACAUAACCUGCCAUCUCCAGGAAUCGAAUGCAACCAAUGAAAACAUCAGAAAAGAAUGUAUGUAUACCACAGGCGAUGAUGUUCUGGAGUAUACCAGUUUCAGCAAGGACAACGUGGUCUUGGACAUUGGACUCAUGGUGGCCUUGAUUGUGGGUUUCCGUGCAUUUUCGCUUUUAUUUCUUAUUGUCAGAGCUAGAAGAUCCAAAGAAUAA
Candidula unifasciata is the source of this 2070-nucleotide messenger RNA. The record is from the annotation of a GenBank genome assembly. NCBI's taxonomy places the organism in Eukaryota, Metazoa, Mollusca, Gastropoda, Stylommatophora, Geomitridae.